Molecule: messenger RNA, 5752 nt
Organism: Cuculus canorus (common cuckoo)
Lineage: Eukaryota; Metazoa; Chordata; Aves; Cuculiformes; Cuculidae
Gene: RADX
Product: RPA1 related single stranded DNA binding protein, X-linked
Exons: 15
Coding region: 150-2759 (869 amino acids)
Biological process (GO): regulation of DNA repair
Cellular component (GO): replication fork
Molecular function (GO): single-stranded DNA binding
Source: RefSeq, a predicted model, not a curated record
CGCGCGCGCCAUGGCGGCGCCGGGGCUCGGCCGGUGACAGCGGCAGCGCCGAGGCCGCCGCCUCCUGCCGCCCUCCCCCUCCUCCGGCAGCGCUCCGCCAACCCCCCGGGGGGGAGGGGGCAAUAAAACCCCCGCCGCGAAAAGCUGUCAUGCAGGACCCUACCCCUGAGGAGACGAGCAGCGGGACGUCGUGGUUGCAGGAGAUAUUCGAGGCGGCGCGGGGUUCCUCGGAGCUGAGCGCGUGCCCCGCGGAGGCGCCGGCCGUGACGGUAACGGCGGUGGAGCGGUACCUAGCGGAGGCGCCUCCGGGGGGCUCCUCGGCCGCCCCGCGGUACUGGUACGACGUGACGGUGUGGGACGGAGCCCGGCAGCAUCGCUGCCACCUGGCGCCGCGACUCGCCCGCCUGGUGCAGCGCGCGCACCUGCGCCCCGGCGCGCGCCUGCGCCUCACGCGCUGCUCUUACCGCUACGACGAAAGGCGCCUCCGCCGCGGCUUCCCCUGUCUCGAGGAUGUCCAGAGCGCGGGGGGCACCGCCGAGCCCUGCCCCGCCGAGCCGCCCCGGCGCGAGGCGCCGCUCCGAGGGGAGAGGAGGCACUACCUGCCGCUGUGGAACAACGAGGAUCCCUACGGGGGCGCGUGGGAGGCGGAGAAGCCGCGGGAAAGAGUGGACGUCGAUGUGUCCAAGCUCAUUUCUCUUGGUCAGCUGGAAAUGACCUGGAGGAGCAGAGUUCACUUCCGUCCACUUCUUGUGAGAGUCCUGCACAAAUCCAGACUAAGGUACUAUGGGAAACCAGAGAAAAAGAUGGAUAUGCCUUAUCAGGCUUACUUUGAAGUUGCUGAUGGUUCAGGCAUGAUGUCAAUGGUUUUGUGGAAUUCAUUAUGUCCUGAGUGGUAUAACAGCGUGAAGGUUGGCACGGUACUGCUUCUUGAACAGUAUGCUGUCAAAACCAGUUACCCAUUUAAAACACAGCCAACCCCAGGGGAUUCACAGCUGAAGAGAUUUGCUACAAUUGAAAUCAGCCUUAAUGUUCGAGACCCUCCUGCUAAAAUAAGUAUUAUUCCAGAAGAAUUGGUUAAGCCAGAGUGGGGAUUACCUGGAGUUAAAUAUCGGUUUAUCACAAGGUCUGAACUGGAUGACUUGCCAAACAACCAUUCCUGUGACGUUAUUGGUCUUGUGACGUUUGUAGGAAGAGCUGAACGAGCAAGAAAGAGAGAACAUGAUGAAGACUUCUGGCUCUAUCGUUGGGCACAUGCCAUUGAUGGGACCUCAGACCAACCAUUCAUUCUGGAAAUAUUUGCAACUUCUCAGCCAGAUGUGUUUGAGCGUAUUCACCCAAUGACAUAUUUGGUGUGCACACAGAUGAGAGUGGUACGGGACCUCACUGAGAAUCCUUCCAGCCCAAUUUACCUUACAACUUCAAACGAAAGCCAAAUAUUCAUUACAGGGUGGCACAAGGGCCAGCCGUACACCAGGGAUACCAAAGUGAAAAACUUCAUUCAGUGGACCACAACACAAAAUGAAAAUGAUCAAAUGAAGAAGACUGUCAUUGGUGGCUAUUACCCUUUUCCACGACCUCCAAAUAACUUUUUGAAAUAUUGUAGAGACAAUAAAGUUGAAUCAGUUUUGAAAGCCAUAGGUGAAACGGGCAAAGAGAUUGAAGACUUGCACUAUAGAGAACACAAGCGCAUUGCUGUUCAGGGGAUAAUUAGUGCCAUUAGAUACAUCAGCUGUAGCAAUGCAGCUGAAGAAGCCUCAGGCACCCCACUUGUUCAGAAAGACACUUCUCAGUCUCUUGAAAGUUCUGCUGUGUCCAAAGAUGAUUGUGUUCACAAGGGAAAAAACACCAAUCUUCAAAAUAAGGAAGUUAAUUCUCUUCUGGGGCCACAUUGCACUCCUGGGAAACAACAUCAGCACCAAGCUCACCGGUCCAAAAAGAGUUCAGUCAAGAGAAAGAUACCACGCAGAAUAAAUACAGAUGCAGCACAGAGAAGUGCAUCUGUUACUCCUGCACCAUGUUACCCCUAUUUUACACGAUUUGCAAGAAGAAAAUUUGGCUUGAAUGAAUUUCAGCGUGAAGAUUCUGUGCAAGAUAAAAAUGGACAGGCUGUGUCAGAGAGUUUACAGUGCUGCGCAGACCGAGAAGGAAUGAGCGAUACACCUGAAACUGAAGAGACUGGACAAAUUUGUGAUUCAUGGCAGAGUGACUUGUGGGCAAAAGUGAAAGACAAAUUAGUGAACUAUUUGCAUCACAGCACGAUUUUUCCAGAAAGCAUCCCACGUAAAUUUGAUUAUGAGCACAAAGACUUACUUAUGCAACAGUACAACCUUCACGCAGCAGUGCACAAGCCAAAAGAAACCAGAACUGAUAAAGAUAUCACUGAGUUUAAAAGUGCUAGUGGCCUUGGGUAUUAUGAAGUGACAGUUCUGGGUAUAAAUCACGAUGUAGCAAUCGAUGUUGCCUUUCUUCCGCUGUUUUGUCCUGAAGAUCCCCACUUAUUUCAACGUGAAGACAUUCAAAAUGAUACCUUGUUGUCUUGUAUGAGUUGCAUCUCUGCAUGUCAGCAGAAGGCCACUGGUACUGGAAGGCUUCGUGACACGCUUCCACUUUCGAAUGAAAUUGUAAAAGCAGCGAUGGAUCUAGAUGGCAAACAUGUUGUCUGCAUCCUGGACCUCUGUCACCUGGGUGAAGAUAAGGUGGAAGUCUUUCUGAGCAAAAUCUAUAAGACAGUGGAACCUGGUGUGCUGGAUCCGGUGUAAUUUAAUAACUUAUUUUUUGAAUUUAUAUUGUUCAAAAGGAGGGAAAUAAAGUUACUGUAACUUGAAUGUACCCUCUACACAUUGCACUUUUCCAGAACUAGCAGACACAAACAUAAAACCAUGAUUCUUAGGUCAACUGUGAUAGUCAUCCAUGUAACUGAAAGGGAUGAUUGUUGCCUAUAUUUUUUUGCAUUCUUGAAACAGAUUGCAUAAUGCAUAAUUGUCUUGGUCACUUAUGUUCGAGAAGGUUGAAUAGACAAUACAGUGAGCUUAUCUUUUCAUCAGACAUCAAGGGAUAUGAUUGUCAUCUCUCUUUCUCUGCCUAUGCACAUACGUACGCAGGAAAUGUACAUAUCAGGUUGAGAAUUGAGAAUAGAGGCAGGCUUUCCCAAUAUUAAAGGUGAUGUGUCCAAAAUAAUUAACUGGCUGUGAUAUAAAUUUAAACUGGAAAUUAGAACUUGUUUUAGGGUUAGAGCUGUUACAUUCAAUAGUGAUGUUUUAUUAGGAGUUACUAGGGGCAGCCUAACUGUUCUCUAGGCAUGCAGCUUACUGUGUUUGUGAAAGGAAUGAAAUACCAUAGUGCCUUUAGCACCAGAGGCUGGACUCAGUAAUACAAGAAAUCAGUUUCAGUUUUUCUUGACCUGAGCAAGGUCAACUGCUGUCUUUUUAUAUGUCUGCUUUUGUAUGCACAACAUUGGGUAUUGAGUGUAGCACCCAAAGGCAUUUAAUGUAUUUUAUUUAUUAUUAAAGAAAAAGAAAUAUUUUUAAAAAGAAACUUUGUUAGUGGAAUUUGCUUCUAGCUUUGUAAGAGAAAAACUGUCUUUAAGGAGUGUUUACCAUGGCAGGAUACACAGUUUGUCACACCAUUAGGGUUUUUUUUGUUGAUCACCUCUAUCCUCCUUUUAGUAACAGCUGUGUUCUGAGUGCAUGAAGAAGUUCAGUCGCUACAAAAAGCUACUACUUCCGCAAGAGCAGGAGACUGCUAAAAUUCUGUAAACUUUUUACCUGUAUACUAGGUAGCAGCUGGCUCUUGCUGAGUUCAGAACCAAGUCCCACUUCUUCCUUCCAUGUCAAACAGCCUUAAAUAAUUUAUAGAGUUAGAAAAUUAUUCUCGAGCAGGAGCUAGAGCACGUUGCUGUUUGACAGCCUCUCCCUGUGAAAUGCUGGUCUCACUUCACUUCUUUUAGAAGAAAUGAUUGCAUUAUGGAAGCUUGCCAGUUAAAUUGUAACAUUAAUGACCACAGCCCACAGACUUAAUUUAUAGGAACAGAUUUAUUCUUUUGUGCAAAACUUCUAGGCGUGUUUUAGCAACCUGUUCGCAUUUGGGGAGUAUCUCUUUCAACUAACAGCUUACUUGUCUGCACUGGGGACAGUGGACUUUUUCUUCAGGUAUUUAAAUUCUGUACCCUAGCUUCAGUUAAUGGUAAUUGAAGGAGAAACAUAACUGUAUUUAUUAUCUUACAAAUUCCUAGGCAACUUGAGAUAAAACCUAAAAGCCUCAAAAUUUUAAAGAAAUUGAUAAAAUUAUUCUGUCUCUCUAGUGUGGUUUACAGUUUGAAAAACUAUGAAUGAAAAAGGUUUAACUUAACUUGCACAGAGACUAGAAGUUAAUUAAAUGUGAUUAUAUAUUCUGUGUUUCUAUAGUAUUUUGUAUGAAUCAUAUAGUAUUAGUUCUAGAGCAAUGUUUGUCAACCCAUGCUUUUCAGAGAAUGUUGUAACGCUGCCACAGAAGGCAAAAUAGAGACGUACCAAUCCGAGAAGAGCACAGUGCUGUUGGCAGUAUGUUGUGUAAUUGUUUUGACAAUGGGUAUAUGAAGAUGAGAGGCCAUUGCUCUAGAGCACAAGAGACUAGAACCAGCAUUUUGUGUGCCAAACUGAGCCUUGCUGACUGUGUCAGCCAGUAUAUUUUUUAUUUAGAUAUACUUCAAGUGGAAGUCUAAUGAAACCAUUUUUUCUAGAAGAAAUUUUUAAACUAAUUGUCUUUAUACGAAAGGACUGAUGUGGCUAACGCUGUCACAGACCCGCUGGUCAGUUGUUCUAGCCACCCCAUCCAGUCCAUGCAACAGAAAUGCAGAAAAGGCUGUUAGCCGCUUUGCACUGCAUCCUACACUUUAAACAUAUAGCAUUAAUCAUUUCAUCCUCUGUGUUAGGACUUCCUAACUCUAAAAAAAAGUACCAGAAUGGUAUGAAGUGUCUAUAAUACGAGCUUCAGACUUUACUAUAUAAUUUUAUUUUACAGAAGUGUUGUUUGAAAUAUUUCAUGGCAAAAGCUGGGAAGGAGAGAUAUUUAUGCUUGCAGAAUGAAGUGCCAUUCUUAGAAGCAUAGGCCCCUGUGUGUAGCUAGAGAAUAUUCAAUGCUUAUAGCAGACUUGGAAUUUGCAUACUCCGAGUCAAUCUGUAAAGGCACUUUCCCCAUCCCAGUAAAGUUACGCAGAACUUAAUAUGCUGACUUCAGUUUCAGAAGUGUUGCAGUGUUAAUAUAUGGUUUCACCACUCUGUCUGUCUCCCUCCUCCCUGCCAAACCAGCACUGUAGCACUGAGGCGGAGGUCCUCUCUGCAAAGAAACUAUUCGCUGUUUUAUUUCUCUUGGUGUGGUGACACAAGUAUAAAACCAAAGUAUUUUUGAUCCUGAGUCUGUCAAAACAUGUUAAUUUUGCCAUGUUAAACCAAGAUACAGAGUCUUAACUCCUGCAAUAUGUCAUUGGAAUCAUCUUUCUUGCUGCUGUGUGUUGCCAAUGCUGAGGGUAAAAUUCUACAGUUAGGAAUGUGUUCUGAUAGUAUUCAUACCCAGCGAAACAAUUGUACUCUGAAAUCUUACGUUUGCAUGUUUCUUGUAUUUCCAGCAUUAAUUUCCAAGAAAAGCAGAGGAACGUAAACUAUUUGUAGCUGAUGGUACUUUUCAGUUUAUAAAACUAACUAAGGUAUAGAUCUUAGAGGCAAGAUCACUUUUGAAUUAAUGUGUUGUAGAACUAGCACAACACUGCAAUCUGGAG